Plasmodium malariae is the source of this 11040-nucleotide messenger RNA. RefSeq names its product conserved Plasmodium protein, unknown function. The transcript has 2 exons. The record is from RefSeq and is a predicted model, not a curated record. NCBI's taxonomy places the organism in Eukaryota, Apicomplexa, Aconoidasida, Haemosporida, Plasmodiidae. The coding region runs from base 1 to 11040 and encodes 3679 amino acids.
AUGAAGGACGCACGUGAUUCGAUUAGAACAAAUUCAAGGACUUUAGAAAAUGCUAGAGAUAGCUUUAACACAAAUGUCACUGAAAAAAUGGCUGAAGAGCGACAGAUGGAUAAUAAUUGCAUGGACAUAUACAAAGAACAAGUAAAUGAAGAAAGAAAAGAAAAUAAAGAGAAUGAGCAAAAUGUAGAUGUAUACGAUAAAAAUGACGAAAGGAUAAAUACAACCAAUGAAAGAAGGUUAAAUUAUAACAAUUCAUUUAUGCAUGAUAAUAAAGAGAUUUAUGGAGUAAACGAAAUAAAUAAUGACAGAUAUUCAGGGAACAAGAAGAAAUUACAAAUAGUAGAAAAUCAAAAGGAAAAUUUUAAUUGUAGUGGCCCUUAUAAUCAUUUUUAUGAACAUAAUGCAAAGGAAGAAACAAAGGGGGAAAGAAAAAUGAGAAAAAAAUAUAAAUGCAAUACUUACAUGUCUACAGAAAAAUAUCAGGAAUAUUUAGAAAAAAUAAAUCAACAGAUAAAUGAUAUAUUGAAUAGAGUAUAUAAAGCAUAUAAAGGAUCAAAUAAAAAGCAGUACUUUUCAAGAAUAUUCCAAAUGAGAGAUAUAAAUUGUAUAUUUAGUUUUAUGUUUUUGUCGUUGUUAAUAAUUUUUGCUAUAAUGAGCGAAUACAUGGGGCUUCUGCUAUCACUAUUACUUUUUAUAAUAUCUAUACAGCUAAAAUAUAGUAGAACUAAUAUGGCUUUGUUGAAUUCUAUUACUGGAAUAUUAUUCAUAUCAAUCGCUACCGUUUUUUCCUAUUCAAAUAUUAAUAAGGAGAGUGUCAUUGAAACGACGACAAAACAAAAUGCUAUAAAUAAUAUAAACACGAAUAAGAAUUUAUUAGUAUUGGAAACAGUUCUUUGUCUCAUCUAUGCUUCUAUUCUUUUUGUAUAUAUGUUUUCAGUACGAUAUAUAAAGAAAUAUAAGAGGAAAAACAUGUGGAUUUAUUAUAAUGUAGUUACAUAUUUUAAUUACCUUGAUAUGUGCACCCUCUUUUCUUUUGGUACAUUGGCAUUCUUUUUUAUCUUUAUUUGUUUUGGAGAUAUUUUAUUUAUUGUAUGUUCUCUCAUCUUAUUUUUGAGCAGUGUCCUUACAUAUACCCUCCGUACAUAUAGUAUGGUUACAAUGUUAAUUCUUCAAAUGAUUAUAAUUAUUACAAAUGCGAUUAUAGCCUGUGUUUCAUUACCAAGCAAUACAACAGAACUAGUGAAAUUACAAACUACAUCUUUUGAUGAAUUACAAGUUUUGCAUAAUAAAGUUUAUUUAUUCUAUAUGAUAUUCGUGAUAUUCUUUUUGGUUCUUCAUUUGUUAUAUAUAUUUUAUAUUUUUUUUUCAUAUAAAAAAUUUUUGUUUAAAUGCUUUUCUCAAAGAAGAGCACAUUAUUCAAAUAUAUUUCCCUACAUUGAGAACAAUGCGGAUGAUAAAAAUAAGGAUGUUUAUUUUAAAUAUGACAAGUAUGUCUUAAGCCUAGAUGAUAAUAAUAAAAUAUUAAAUGUUGAGAAGAAAAGGAGCAAAGAAAUAAAUAUAGAUAUAGACAAGUACAUAUAUAAUGAAUACCAUUUAUUUAAGCAUCUAUUACUUAACACAGCUCUCGAUUUUAAGAAUUCGUCAAAUGUUCACAAGAGGAAGGAAUUAUUAAAUGGAGGAAAAAACGACAUGAAACUUGUAUAUUUAAAUGGAAGUAGAAAAAAAAAUAAUUUUAAACCUGUACAACGAGGUGGAAGCAUGCCAAAGGAGGGUAACAAGGGCUCAAAAGAUUUUGUAUUAAACAUAAGUGACACAUCAUCUGACUGCUUUAGCAGUGGCGAGUAUAAUAAUGAUAUUAACUAUAAUAAUAAUAAUAAUAGUAUUAAAUAUAAUAAUAAUAAUAAUAGUAUUAAAUAUAAUAAUAAUAAUAAUAGUAUUAAAUAUAAUAAUUAUAAUAAUAAUAUUAACUAUAAUAAUAACAAUAAUAGUAAUUUAGCGCGAUAUAAGGCACAUCAAAAUAGAAGCACUACAAACGAUGCAAAUACAGGCACUAGUUUUUUGCUUAAAAACGUGUCCAAUAUUCAGAGUGAAAGAAGCAAUAAAAGUAAAUCCAAGAUGUACCCAUUAAACAGUAAAAAAUUUUACCUCAGUAAUUGCGAACAUGCAAAUUAUUCCACCACCUCCUUAUUUUAUAGUAAAUAUGCAUUCAUAAUCGAGAUGUUAUUAGAUAGCUAUGACGAGUUAUUGUUUUAUUUAAAUAAGAAGAAAUUUAUCACCAAGUUAACCGAAACAACAUUGUUAGAAGCUUCAACAGAAGACAGUGAGGAAAUUAUUCCUCAUGAUAAAUAUGGACAAAGGGAUGAUAUGAAAGAACUCAUUGUAGUCAGUGCUAAUUCAACUUUAGAUAAGGAAAAAAGUACUCCUCUAUCCUCAUCACAAGGAGUUGUACGAAAUAAGGAUGAUCUUUAUUCUUUACGCUAUAUGGGACCAGAUACUUACGGAUUAAAAGAUAUCACUGUUACAUCAUAUGAAGAAAGCAUUUUCAACUAUUUAAAAACAAAUUCUAAGUUUAAAAUGAACAGUGCAUGUGUAACAAAUGAAUGUUUAAGUCCUAAGAGCAAAAGAAAUUACUCUCUAAAUUCGUACACGCAUAAAAGCGAUAUCAUAAGUAACACAUUAAUUGAUCUAAAUAUUCCCAGCAUAUUUGAGGACACCAAUGAUAUCUGCUCGUUGUACUGGUUAAACUCAAACACAAUUACAAAACCUAGUAAAUGUAACUCGCUAUUUAGCAAUUACACAAGUGAUUAUUUUAAUAUACCUAUAUAUUCUACUACAACUAAAAUAUCCUCUGAUGAAAGUACAAAAAAAGAAGAAAAUUAUUUUUGGUAUUACUACCCUGGUAUUAUUGGACGGGUAUACAAAGAAUGGCUUAAAUGCAAAAAUUUAGAUUAUAAGAAAUUUAACAAUGAUUUCUAUUAUCUAUUUGCAAACUCAAAUAAAUUAAAUGAAUUUUUUAAAAGCAAUCAUACUAACAUAGAAAAACAGGAAGAAAUCAAAUUAUUUGAUAUCAGUCAAGUUUUAAGUAGUAAUACGAACAUAUUAAAUAAAAUGAAAACUUCUUAUUCUACAUUGAAGUGUUCAAAUUUUUUAAGCGAUGAUAUAUUAAAUAGUAAUUCUUUAAAUGAAAUUAUUAGUAAUUUCUUAACAGAUGUCAACAUAAACUUAGAUAGCUCCUUUUCUUUAAACUCGAAAAUAUUACAGUCAUUUUUUGAAGAUAAUAAUAUAAAACAUUUCUUAUCAUCACUAUAUAGUAAACAUAGUUUAGAGUUUAUUGAUGAAGAAAUGAGUACAUCACCAUCUAAAAUAAUGCAAAGUCUAAUUCACGAGUUAGAUCAAAUCAUAGCAGAAAAUAAGGCUCAACAGGAUACUAAAAUGAUGGAUGACAAAAAAAAAGAUUAUGCAAAUAUUCCACUUAAUGAAUAUUCAGACAUAAAUUUGCAAAAUGAUCAUAAGUAUAAGAAAAAGGAAAAUUUGCUCAACAAAUGGGACUUUGAAAGUGGCUUGGCAAAAUAUGGUAAGAGUUAUAAUGGUGGAGCAGAGUACGACAUAUUGAAGGAAAAGAGUAACCAUCUUAAUUUAAAUAGCUUAUUGAGUUAUGCAGAAUCUUUAAUGAUACAGUACAACGGAAGUGACGGUAUUAAGGAAGGUCUUAUAGAGAACGUUUCCAACGAUAUAACAAACAAUUUUGAAGAAGAUUCUCUAUGCAUAAACAGCUUUGAAGAAAUUUUAAGUAACUUUAUAAAAAAAAUUUUAUGUAAGAGUGAUAGCACCAAUUUUAAAGAAGAUGAAGAGAGUUUUAGGGAAAAAAUGGGCUCGUUGAAAAGUAUAGAGGAAAUAUAUUCAAAUAUUAAAAAAACAAUAUACAGUGAAAAACAGUUAAAUCUUUUGAGUAUAAAGCCAGAUAAAACUUUAUCUUAUAGUAACAAAAUUUUAUUACCAAGCAAUAAGAAUCGUAUAGACAGUGAAAGAAAUGAUGAGUGUUCAACUAAACAACAUAUUAUGAACAUAAAGAAGAAGAAAACAUAUUUAAAAAAAUGCGACCCAAAUAAUACGGUAGAGAAUGUGAAUAACACAAAGAAAGAUGAAUUAAUAGUAAAACAUAGGGAUGCAAAUAACGAAAACGAACACGAACAUAAUAAUAAUAAUAGCAAUAUUAUUAUUAUUAAUAAUAAUAAUAAUAAUAAUAAUAGUGAAAUUAAUAGUAAAAUUAAUAGUAAUAGUAAAAGUAAUAGUAAAAGUAAUAGUAAUAGUAAUAAUAAUAAUAAUAGUAGUAGUAUUAGUAGCAGCAAAUUAAGUGAAAUGUGUAACUGCAUAAUGAAAAAACAACUCAUGGAUGAAGUUAACAUAUUAAAAAGUAAAUCUAGAGAGAGCACUGAAUGUUUAAGAAAAAAAUAUAAUGAAGUCAUCAAUGAAGUCAUCAAUGAAGACAUCAAUGAAGACAUCAAUGAAGAUUUCAAUGAAUUUUCCUACAAUUCACUCAAAGAAUACAUCAACAAUGAUCUAAAAGAUGAAAAAAACAAAAUUAAUAACAAAUUGUUUUUAACUUGGCCUGAUUACACUUUUUCAAAAAAAUUAAAUGAAAAUAGGGUAAUGUAUCUGAAGCCGAGUUACAAUAUAGCACAUAUCAAAACAAUGAAGGAUGAAAAAAAUGAACGAAAUAACCAAGCUAAGUUUUCAUAUAGUGAAACGGAUAAUGAUUUGGACAAAAUAGAAACGUUAAAUAAGUUCAAAAAUUUAAAUAAGUACUCGAAUAGUCUUGUUAGUCAUUACAUUGCGGAAAACAGUUUUCUAUCCAAUUCGAACAAGGAAUUUGUGCUGUUCAAUGAGAAAAAGACACUCAUUCAAGAGUUAGAGGAGGAGGAUGACAAUGAGAAGAUGAAAUUUUCUCACAUAAAGAAAAUCCAAGAUGGAUUUAAAGAAGACAAACUGAUAAUAGACCGUCAUUUAAAUAGGAAAUCCCUAUAUUGUAACAACAAUAAAGACAAGUCAACGCCUAAUAAAAAGAUGGAGGUGUACAUAGGGAAUCAUAAUAGGAAAGAAAACAAAACAUACAAUGUUGGAGUGAAGGGGGAACUAUUUACAACAGGAAAAAAUAAAGCAAGCCAAAAUAAAAAAAGACGAGAUACAACAAGCAAAAGUAGGACAUGUCAAUAUAAAACAGAUUAUUAUACAAGCCACUAUCCUUUGUGCGAUUCAAGGGAAUAUGUUCACUCAUCCAUACUACCAAAUGAGGGGAAAAUAUUUAAAAAUAAAGAGGAAGAACCUAGACAAAAAAGAGAGAUCAAAUUAGAUAUAAAUUACAGUAUUAAAAAAAAGUUUCUAUCUAAUAGUAUCCUCGAAAGUUCGAAUGGAAUGGGGGAAAACAUGCAAUUUAUUUCUAAUGAACAACUUAAAAAUAAAGAUAUGGAAGCAAAAGCAAAAGUAGAAGUAGAAGAUAGGGGGGAAGUCGAACAACAAAAGGGUAACAAAACAAAAGUUCAACAAAAUAACAAGGAAAGUAAUAAGUGGACUUAUGAAAGGACAAGUUCAAAUGUUAGUAGUGUAAGGAACAUUUCAAAAGGGAGAACGGCUGUUGAAAAAUACUGCAUACAUAGCAACGACAUAACUUGUAAUUUCAGUCCUAAUUCGUCCCCAAAAAAUUUUGCUGAAGAUAUUAAAAUUAAUAAAAAUGAAAAUGAUGAUUAUGAAAAGGAGCUUGGUUAUAAUUCUGAGCAUAUCAAACUAAUUGAAGAAAAAAAUAAUUUUUCUCCAAAAUAUUCAAAUAAUUAUCUAACGAGUAGUAAUUUAAAUUUAGACACUUAUGAUCUGGUAAGAGAUUUAAAAAAAUAUUUAUCUUCAUCACCUAACGAAGCCGAUUUCGACAGUAGUAAACUUAAUGAUACGUUCCUAAAAGAAUUAGUCAAUAAAUACCUAGAAAAUAAUGAUUCUUAUAAUAUAAAUAUAUAUAAUGAAGUAAUAGUAGAAGGAAAUAAAAAGGAAGAUGAUCUGACAAAAGUAGCUUUAUAUAAAUAUAAAACAAAACAAAAUAAAGAUGAAGAAAACAGCAGAAUGGAUAGCCAGUUAUCUACUAUUAACAAAAUGGAAGAGAAAAAAACAAAAUAUUACGACAUCCCUAAUGAAAAGAAAUCACUAAAGGAUCAUAAAAGAACCGUAAAUAUUCAACCAUCUUCUAAUUAUUAUGAUGAACAUAUAGUAAAUUUUCUGAAUUCAUAUAUAUUAGAAAAUAAUAGUGGAUUGAUGAAAAAUACUCAUUUAAGAGUGAAACAGGAUAAUAAUAUAGACCAUAAGCAUUACGAAAGUAAAUCAAAUGGAGUAUUAGAUGUGUCACCUCUGCUUUUGCAUAAAAAAGAUGAAAAGAAAAAUGAUUCGAACGACUAUAAUGACAAAGAGGGGGAAAAGAAAAAGAAAAUGACAAAUAUUCCCUUAAAAGGAACUCAUUUAAAAAAAAAAGAAAGCAUAUGUUUAAGAAGAGACUUAUCUAAAAUUAAAACAUAUGAGCUGUUUUCCAAUUCUACAGAUGGUAAGUAUCAUAAUAAAUGGUAUGAUAAAAAUGAUAGAAACAUAUAUAAUGAUAAUAAAGAGUGCACGAAAGACGUAAAACCGUCUUUGAAUUGUAAAUAUGGUUCCUUUGAUAAGUUUAAUAAUUCUAAGGUAGAACGGUCUAAUAAAAUGAAUGAAAUAGGAAUCCUUGAACGUAAGAAGAGUAAUAAUAAAGUAAACAUGAAACAAAAAAAUAAUUACAAUAAUUUCUAUUAUAGAAUAAACUCAUUUGAUAAUUUAAACAUAAAUGAAGCAUAUAGAAAACAUAUUUCUAACAUAAAAGACGGCAAUAACGAUUACACAGAUGAACAAAUUAUUAAAAAAGCAGAUUUAAAUUUAUUUUUACGAAAUGAUGAUAGCUCUUUUGAAAAUCCAAAACAAAAUGAUUAUGUAAAUUGUGAAGACGAAAAAUAUGAACGUAAUAUGGGUAUAUUAAAUAAAGAGAAAGAAAUAAAUAUACAUGAACCUAAUAAAAAUAUAUUUAAUAGAAUUUAUGGUUUUCAAAACAAAAUAUCUGAAGCUAGUUCAUCAACUGAUAAUGAGUUAACGGGGUUAUUAGUUGGCAAUGAUAUAUUUUAUGAGUCUUUUGCAUAUAAUAGUUUUGCAAAUAUUGAUGAUUUUAAAAGGAAAAUACACGAAUAUAGUAUUAAAGCAAUGGCAGCGGAUGCAAGUAAGGAGGUAAAUGAAAGGGAAGCGUCUUUUAAAGUUCAUCGUAUAUUAGAUGAUGGCAAAUCAAGUGAUGAUAAGUCGGGUGACGACAAAUCGGAAGAUGACAAGUCAAGGGAUGAUAAAUCGAGAGAUGACAAAUCAGGACAUGACAAAUCGAGAGAUGACAAAUCGAGAGACGACAAAUCGCGAGAUGAUAGAUCACGAGAUGAUGAUAAUUCAAAUACCAAAAAAAAUAAAAUAAACAAACGAGACCUGAAAUUCAACACAGGCAAUAAGUACAAACAUUUUGAGCAAAAGGAUGACAAACUAUUGGAUCACUAUAGUGAUAUAACAAAUACUACUAAUAACAUAAGCAGAAGGAAUAAUAAAAUUGCAGAAGAAAUGAAGGACAAGAAAAAAAAAACGAGGGAAUUAUAUUCGAACUAUUCUGUUUUUCCUCCAAAAAAUGACAUGGACAACAUAAUAAACUCCUCUGAUAAAAAAAUUAUGAACAGUUCAUAUAAAAUAAAAGAUUUACAUGUUAAUACGGAGAAUAUAAAAAUAAAUGAAGAUUACAUAUACAGGAACAAAUGUAAUAUGGAAUAUAUUAAAUUAGAUAAAAAUAUCAAUGAUAAAAAGAGUGAAGAAAAGGAUAGUACAUUUUUAAAAAAAAAUUUUGUUAAUUAUGAAAUUUGUGAAAAUUCAAAAAUUAAAGUAGACGUUAACAUAAAAAAUAACAUGAGGAAUAGUGGUUAUUUACAAGAUAAAGAAGAGGACAACGCAAGUGAUAAAAAAGAUGGUAAAAUACCGUUGAAUGUUGAAAUGUUGCAUACUGAAACAAAACAAACAAAUCCCAGUAAUAACUGUGAUACUAAUACUAAUGAUACUAGGAACAGUACAUGUCACACUAAUAUUGACAAUUUUUUAGAAGCGAAUUUUAGUGAGAGCUAUAUGAGAUUGAAAAAAAAGGAUGAAAAUAAUGCAUACAACAAGAGCUUAGUUAUAGGUAAUGAAAACCAUUCUACGACAUUGGUAACGCACCAUCAAGAGGAUAAGAUUAUUAUAAAAGGGAAGGAAAAUGAUAAUUGGGUAAAUGUCGAAUGUAAGAAUAUUGGCAAAAAUAAUGGAAACAAUGGUGAAAAAAAAGACACUGAAGAUACGCCCAUACCCUCCUCAAAUGGUCCACAUUACUUAACGCAUAAAAAUAUUUAUAGUGAAAAAUCAACGAGCUAUAAUAGAAGCACUUCAAGUAAUUCUUUCUUUACUGCGAAUAAUUCUUCUUUGAUAAAUAAAAACUCUGUUGAUUCAGAAAAGUGUAUGUCAGAUAAUUAUUUGAAAAGUAGUAAUUUAUCAAUAAUAUCGAAUAAUGUAAAAACAGAUGAAUUUAAAAAUGAUUAUAAAAACGCAAAUAACAAUUUAUAUGAAAAUGAUCUCAUGAAAACGGAAAGCAAUAUAUAUUCAAAUAAACAGGACACGGACGAAAUGAUAAAUUCCAGUAAUAAACCAACAAAGAAAAAAAAAAAAAAAAAAAAAAUAGCUAAUCAGAAGGAGAACAAAAUGAAAACAGAAAGAAAAAAGGGAAAACAAAACGGAUCUGGUAGUAACACAAAAAUAACACUUAAAAAAGCAAAGUCUGAAAAUUUAAAAGUGUCGCAGUAUAAACACUGUAAUGUGCGCAAGAAAAAUGCAAAAAUUACAUCAGAACUUUUGAAGCGAAACAAUUAUAAUAAUAUAAAUGAGGACAGUGAAAAAAAGGAGGUGGAAAAAAAAAAAAAAGAUAGACACUGCGAGAAAGAUAGUAAUAACAAUGUCAAUAGUAAUAAUAACAUUCAUAAAAAUAGUCAUAGCAACAAUAAUAAUAGUCAAGGUAAUAGCAAUAAUAACAACAGCAGCAGAAAUAAUCCCUUCUAUAACCCAGGUUACAUUAAACAUUUUAACAGCAUUAUUAGCACAUAUUCUUGGUCUCCUGAAAAUCUACAUAUAGAAAAAAAUAAUUAUUCCUUAAAAAAAAAUAGCUUUUGUGCAGAUACAGGUAGUACCGAAGAUAGUGAUGCAUCCAGCAUAACCAAUUUUGUAAAAGAUGCAUUAGAAGAUAAUUCUAAUUCAAAUAUGUCAUCAAAUAAUUAUGAAAACAUAGAAACGAAACAGUAUAAAAGAUGGAAAUCAGAAAACAAUUUGUAUCCUUUUUUAAAAAUACGUACAGAAUUAUUUAAAGAACAACAAAAGUACAAAACCGUAGAAGAUAUAAAAAAAUUACAAAAAGAUACACACGAAUCUUUUGUCGAAUUGAUAGAACAAGGUAAUAUAUUCCCCACCAUCAAAAUUAAAAGUAGUAAAAGUGAUGGUGUUCACGUAGAUAAUCCUAAAAAUGCUUUCGUUGAAGUAGGAGAUGUUUUAAAGCAAGAAUCACACAAAUUAGAAGUUAUUGACUAUGAAAGUUAUUCAAAUAAAUGUGAAAACAUAUUAAAUAGUAGCGUUCAGAGUUACAUAUCUAAGGAGAUUGAUGAUGCAAGUGAAUUUAUAAAUAUAUCAGAUAAUGAUAUAAGUAUGCAUAAUAUCAAAAUAUUCACAGAUGACGAUUUUAACGAUGAAUACACCAUGCAAAAUUGGAAAGAAACGAAUAAUGAAAUUAAUCAAGAGAAUGAUAAAGAAGCUAAUCGAGAAAUUGAUCAAGUGAUUGAUCAAGAUAUUAAUAAAAUGGUAAACCAACAAGUUAUCCAAAAAACGAAUGAACCGAAUUAUAAAAAAAAAAAUUCUACAAAGAGAGCAAAUCCUAUCAAUUUAAAAACCUUAGAAGGAUAUUCAAAUAACUAUUAUCGUAAGAGUAGUAUUCAUAACAAAUAUAAGAAUGAAAAUUUAAGUGAUGAGGCUUACAGUAAUGAUAGUGCUCGUAAACAGAAUAACAGCUAUUCCCCAUUAUAUAACAGUACACAACAAAUGCUAAGGUCUACUACGAACGUUAAUAGCAACCCAAGAAGAGUAAGCAGCAUUCGUGAAAAUUCUUUGAAAAAAAUAAAUACACACAGAAUGUACGAAAAAAAUGGUGAACUACACAAGUACACAAAAACGAAUAGAAAAAUUAACCAUAAAAGUAUUUCUAAGAUAACAUUUGAUUCUAAUUAUGAAUUAGAUAGAGAUUUAACAAAACAAGGAAGACAAAAUAACGCAUCCUUCGUCAUUUCCUUCGAUGAAGAAAAUUUUAUAAAAAAUAAUCUAACUAGGAAAAAUAUUAUGCCCUAUUAUGAGUCUGUUCAUCUAAAUUCGGAUUUUUCGUUCGAAUCUAAGUACAAUGAAAAUUUACGUAAAAAAAAAAUUUCGAUCAAAGAUAUACAUAUUCCAGAUGAGCGAAUUAAAAAAAAAAUAUUAGAAUACUACUACAAUAAUAAUUAUCGUAAUAAUAAUUAUAAUAAUGACAGUAAUAAGCAUCAGAUCAGCGCUAUAAGUGAUGUGAAAAAGUUGGAUACAGAGGAGAAAAAUGAAAAGAAAAACCCACGAAAUAAAGAGAAAAAUGCUUUAGCUUAUAAAAUAAAAAAAGCAAAUAGUAAUUUACCGGGAAGUAUAAGUUAUGAUCCAAAAAAAAAAUUUGUACAAGAACUGAGAAGAAAAUUGUCAGCGAAAAAAAUAAAAAGGAAGAUACAAAGAAAAGAUAAGGUAAAACUACCCAAAAAAAAUACGCACACACCAAAUAAGGCUCUACCUAUAAUAUUUCCUUAUUCAGUAGAUAGCUUUUACAAUGUUAUUAAUAGUGAAGAAGAUAUUGAUGAAAAUAUGUUCAUGAGUAAUAGCAAAUGA